CGAACAGCCGGAGUUUCGGGAGAAGGAUUCCAGCAGGUUGAGCGCUAAUAGAUGCCCCGAUAGGCUGUCCUCGAUUGAGAUUUGUUCGCGAUAUUCAUCACGCCCAGAGUCGGCGCUGAGUGACGCUGUCACAUCCCUGGAUCUCCGAUAACCUGAUCAAGAGAUGUCUGAAAACCCAUGAUUGCAAGACUAUGUUUCUCGAAUUCAACAAAUUUCUGGCGAGUGGCUCUGGGAAUGACGUGCUCUUCGUGAGCUCGAGGGGAUCGUGCAGUCACAACUUUGUCCUAUCCCACAUGUUGGGCAACGCAUUGAAAAAACAACAGACUGUUCAUCUGAUUUGCUGUGGAGAGAGCUCGCAAUUUUUCUCGCUGGUUUGCCAACGAGCGGGCCUCCCGUUCCGUCAAUCGCUUGAGAAAGGAGAUCUCAAAAUCACCUGUCAGGUCACUUCCUGGCGGGCCCAAGCGGCUAGAGGGGAAGCACUCACAGUCCCUGACGUGGAAAUCGACUCCGAUCGGAAUCUCGUCAUAUUCGACGAUCUACUGCCUCUACUUGACAUAUCGUCAUGUAACGAGGUUCUCCGUCGCGUAUUCGAAAUCAAAGCCAAGGUGAAAUCCAUGCUCGUCAUCGGUUUGAAAGCGGAUGAUCCUGAGAGUGAACGACUCUCGAAGUUCCUGAAGUCGAUGAGUACGAUGUGGGUAGAUGUCUUCCCUCUGAGCACAGGGUACUCGAAGGAGGUACACGGCGUAAUCGAAUUAUCGAAUAUUAACCCAAUCAACGAUUCAAGCAAACAAAAAAUGCACUUCAAAGUCACAGAGAGAGGUGCCAAACUACUUGUGAUAGGAAGUCACAUACCGAUAACGUGAUAUAAAAGU
Galendromus occidentalis (western predatory mite) is the source of this 872-nucleotide messenger RNA. RefSeq lists its product as uncharacterized. The record is from RefSeq and is a predicted model, not a curated record. Gene Ontology annotation, cellular component: elongator holoenzyme complex. Bases 192 to 863 code for a protein of 223 amino acids. Lineage: Eukaryota; Metazoa; Arthropoda; Arachnida; Mesostigmata; Phytoseiidae. The transcript has 3 exons. Gene Ontology annotation, biological process: tRNA wobble uridine modification.